This is a messenger RNA of Paramormyrops kingsleyae, 2700 nucleotides long. Its product is annotated as crystal protein. The record is from RefSeq and is a predicted model, not a curated record. Lineage: Eukaryota; Metazoa; Chordata; Actinopteri; Osteoglossiformes; Mormyridae. Gene Ontology annotation, molecular function: cholinesterase activity.
AGCUCAACUCGUUUCAGAUCAGCGACCAAUCGGUCAUUUAGAGACAGGCAUGCAUUCUACGGCAGGGAUGCCUUUUUCGGCAUAACACCAGAACAGGACUGUAAUAGGCAGCCAACGAGCACCACGCCGCACGGAAACACAGGGAGGUCAGACGCCCGACCGAUUAAGAAGUUGGACAAAGGAGGCUUUUCUUGGGACUGACCUGCAUUCCAACGAAUCAAAGCUAAUUGAUGUCACAAGCCCCUACAUUAAGAAAAGUGAAGCAGCUCAUAGCAUUUUCUCAUGGCUUUGAGCACUGAUGUGAAGUUCUCUGGAGCACGGAUGGUGCUGGCGAAAUAGAACUAAGACUUUUAUUUUCUAUCACUUCUGAACAGUAUUUGGACUUGUGAAAAUGAAGGUUUAUGACCAUAUAUUUUUGCCGAUUUUUGUAUUGGGCUUUAUUUUAUUUUGCGCGGGGACCACAUUUAACGAAGAACUGAACAGGGAGAAACCAUUCAGGCAUAUAUCUACGGGUGGGGGGGUGAUAGAUGUUCCUGAUGGAAGCAAGAUGGAUCUGAGGGAGAAGAGGGCUGCUUCAGUUGAUGCCUGGGACUUUGAGUGCCAUGCACAUGCCCCCAAAACAGAGGGGCCCAAGGUCCAGACCAGCUAUGGAGCCAUGCAAGGUCUCAUCACAGACAUGGUGUACAUAUUCUACGGGAUCCCCUACGCUGAUCCUCCUGUUGGUGCGCUCCGUUGGAAGCCCCCGAGCACGGUGACCUCCUGGAAGGGAGUGUACGACGCCACCUUCCCCAGAGCUGCCUGCAUGCAGUCUUGUGUUGAUCCUUGUGCUACUAAGGUAAGCGAGGACUGCCUGUACCUCAACAUCUUUGUGCCUUUAAAUGUUAACUUUUCGACGCCCCCGUCCGAACCCAUGCCUGUCAUGGUCUGGAUCCACGGCGGGGAUUUUGUUGCCGGAAGUGCCUCCAACACGCUGUACGAUGGCAGGUUCAUUAGCAACUUCACCCACACGGUGGUGGUGAGCGUGGAGUAUCGCUUAGGAGCUUUUGGAUUCCUCGUUUCCGGCAAAGACCCCAAAACAGCAGCUGUGGGAAACUUUGGGAUCUUGGAUCAACAGGCAGCCCUGCUCUGGGUCCAGCAGAACAUCGCUGUCUUUGGGGGUGACCCCAACAAGGUGACCAUCUUCGGGGAGAGUGCUGGAGCUCAGUCCGUUAGCCUGCACCUGAUGUUGCAGAACAGCCAGCCCCUGUUCCAGCAGGCCGUGAUACAGAGCCUCCCCUUCACCAUGCCCUUGAAGAGCAGACAUGAGGCUUUGUGGCUGGGGAAGGAGUUUGCCAAGGUGGCAAACUGCUCCAUCAAUGACAUUGCCUGCCUGCUGUGUCUCAGUCCCCAGGCGGUGUUAACAGCCCAGAUGAUAGCAGGCUCUAAUAUGGUCAACCCAUUCCACUUACUGGAGAUGUUUCAGACAUGGGGGCCCUUCAUUGACGGCGUGCUGAUCAAGGAGCAGCCCAUCACGGCCUUCCAGAGGGGCGACUGGCAGAAAGAAAAGCCCCUGCUCCUCGGGACCACAUCGGAGGAGGGGGUGGUAUUCAUAUACGGGGUCUUCAACUACCACGUGUCGCAGGUGGAGUCUGUCUUCUACACCACCGCCAUCUUCAAGCAGCACACCCUGAAGAUCCUGCAGAAGUACAUGCCACUGUACAAGGACACGGACCUGAGGGUCAUGAUGUCGCAGAUCGUGACCGAUUAUAUGUUCCUGUGCCCUUCCCGCAAGUCGGCCCGCGACAGUGCCCAGAUGGGCAGCGCUGUGUGGAUGUACGUCUUCGACCACGUGAUCAGCGACCACCGCGUCUGGGACGGCCUGGCCUUCUGCUUCGAGCACGUCUGCCACAGUGCUGAGGUGCCCUUCCUGUUUGACUCCGGGCCCGUGGCAAACUUCACUCUCUCGCCGGCUGAGGAGCUGCUCGCAGGCAGCAUCCUGUGCUACUGGGGCACUUUCGCACAUGGAGGCGAUCCCACCUCCCCGGUCGCCCAAAGCGCCUUUUGCCAACGCCAGAGCCCACCCCCUUGGCCGCAGUACACGGAUGCAAACAAUUGGCUAGUGAUGAACCUCACUUUGAGCAGUCACGCCCAGACAAGCUCCCGGGACCACAUCUGUGACUUCUGGGACAAGCUUCACAUUUACUAGGGCACGUGUCUGACCUCUCAACUGGUUAACUAAUUCAUCACACUACACAUCUUAAUGCAUCAUAAUUAAAUUUUAAUGUGAUGUCAUCUCUAUCUGAACGCAAUGUGAAAGGCCUUCUCCUGAACGCUGUAACUGCCUUGUUAAGUACGGCUGCUUUGAUUUAAAUUUUUGUUUGAUUCAGCCAUCAUAUUUGCAUUAAUGAAUCCCCAACUCCUGCGUUCUGCGACCAUGCCUGUGAUGUGCUUGCAUUACUUUCCUAAUGUCCGCUAGAUUCAUGCUAUGCAGCAGCCAAUCAGCUGGCUGUCUCAGCGCUCGAGUUUCCUUUUAUGGCUGUGGGCUCACGGUCACAUGGCCCUUUGCCCCACCAGAGCCCCUGUCUGUAAACAUUUUGACCUUCACGCAUGCAGCCAGUUGUGGAAUGACUGAUAUGCAUUUAUGUGUUACUAUCAGAAAUGGCCUCCUUCUUGUCCCUGAAAUCUACUUGGGUUAAUAAAGCUGAGAUGGAUCUGACAGAA